AUGGUAGAGCGGAAUAAGCAAAAUGCAAAGGCAUCAGAAAACCUACUCCUCCUACUCCGUGAUUGAACAAAACAAUUAGAAAAAUCUCUAUUUUUUGGGUAAAAACUGAGGAAAGAAUAUUAUUUAUGAAAAAAUUUUUGAUAUAUAGUGAUAAUUAUUAUAAUGAAAUCUCAGGCUAGGUAAAUUAAAUUUUUUCUCAAUUUUUUCAAAUUGGAAUGUUUUAAAUUUCGAAAAAAAAAUUAACCCUCCUCCGUGAGCGAACAAAAAUUUUUUUGUUUGCUCACGGAAGGGGGGAGAGUUAGUUUUAAGCGAGCGCUCAAGUGGGCAAAGCUUAAUCCCCCCAGAAACUUCUAAUUACUUUUCUUUGCUCAGAGUUUCAGAUCCACCUAUGGAAAAUCUCAAAUUAUCUAACCCUGAAAGCAUAGAAAACCUUAGAGAAGAAAUCAUUGAGUCAAUCAAUCAAAUUUACAAUGAAUACCUCAACAAUUAUAUUUCCUGCAAGAGCAAAAGAAUGUGAUCCAAAAAUCCACUUGAAAAGCGACGAAGUUAUAAUCUUUAUGUUGAUAAAGCUUUUAGAAGACAGCUUCAAGAAGAGCUUAAGCAAUUAAUACACUCUGAAGGGACUCAAGAAUUACGCGAUUCCUUAUGUGGAUCAGCUCACACUUUUGUAGAUUCCUUAAAUGAUCAGCUUAUUGAACUCAUGGGGAGGAGUAAAAUGUUACGAGCAAUUUGCCUGGCUGAAGCUUAUCACACGCUCCAAAACUCGUCUAAAGAAAUCGAAAAAAUCGUCAGCUGCUUAUUUAAAGAACCAACAACUUUUGAAAACUUAAAUAAGAUUUUCUUUUAUGAAAGAAUUGUGAAAAAUUCUGUGCCACUUAUUGAAUACGUAAAAAAUCAAGACCAAAAUCACUUUGUGGUUCCUCUGAUCGAAAAAAUGGAGAGAGAGUCCAAAUGUGCAGUAAGUGUGCUGACAUCAGCCCCAUUGUGUGACAUACUUUCAGAUGACUCAUUUAGUAAUCAUGAAGGGAGUGCCAGACAGAGCCAUCGCAUAAUAUGUCACUUGAUGAGCUUGUUAAUUUUAUAA
Molecule: messenger RNA, 1084 nt
Organism: Blepharisma stoltei
Lineage: Eukaryota; Ciliophora; Heterotrichea; Heterotrichida; Blepharismidae
Source: the annotation of a GenBank genome assembly